GUCACUCGAACACUGCAAGAGAACCCCUAAACCCCUGCGGCAGCCUCUUCGGUCAUAUUCUUCCCUUCUAUUUCCAUGCCAUGGAUCUCUAAUUCCCCUUCUCCCUCUGCCGCCGCCCGGGCCGUUAGCCGCCGUCGUCGCCCCUUCGCCCGAGCCGUUAAGCAAUCUCCCCCUGUCAUCCAAAAAUUCCUUCCUCCCCCACCUUCUCCAGAACUCUCCUCCGACGCCAAGGUCUCCGCUUUCUGCGCCGCGGUCGCUGAAUUCUCCCGAUGUCGCCCUGCUUCCCCUCUCCCCUCCCCUGGCUCCAGUCCCUCCCGCCGCCACCCCUCAGCCUACAACGCCCUCAUGACAUCCUUCUCCCGCUCCGGCGACGCUGACGAGGUCAUCCGUCUCUUUCGCGAGCUCAUGCUCUGGCACCCCAUCCCCAACGCUCUCUGCUACAACACCCUUAUCAAUUCCCUAGCGGUCGCCAACCGCUACGACCAUGUUGAUAAGUUGUUCGACGAAAUGGUAGCAUCCGGAGUCGCACCCACCACUGCCUCUUACACCAUCCUCUUAAAGUCACGGUCUUUCGAUCCCAAUUUCAUCGAAUAUGCCUACAAGCUCAUUCCUUUGAUGGUUCAGUCCGGCUGCCAGCCGGAUACAUCCUCCUACACGAUGCUCAUAGCAGGGCUCUGCCGUGCAAGGAGAAUGGAUGAGGCUUGGGGCGUCUUGGAUCAAAUGGUGGAGGAUAAGCUGCUUCCCACUGUGCAGUCAUACACUUGUAUUGUUCAGGGGUAUUGCUCGGAAGGUAGGAUCAAGGAGGCCAAAAGGCUAGUCGCCAGGAUGGAGGGAAUCGGUUGCCCACCUGACGUCGUAACUCAUGGCAUCUUGAUAGAAGCCCUUUGUGAGGCUGGGGAAUUCCAUGAGGUGGAGAAGCUUUUGAUGGAAAGUGAGAAGAAAGGCUGGAAGCCGAAUGAGGUGAUUUAUAACAUAUACAUGAAUGGUUUCUGCAAGGCUGGUAAAAUUGAUGAAUCAUUUCGGUUGUUGGAAGUUAUGCUAACAAAUGAGUUGCAUCCUACAAUUGUUACUCUCAAUAUUCUUUUUGAGUGUCUCUGCCGUGAUUCAAAAGUUUGGGAAGCCAAAUGCUUAUUGGAGAGAAGUGCUCAGUUGGGAUGGGAUCCUGAUGUCUUCUUUUACAACUCCUUAAUGAGUAGAUUUUGUAAGAUGAAUGAAUUGGUUUGUGUUCUAAAGCUAUUCAAUGACUUGUUUAAGAAAGGGAUCAAUCCCGACUCUUGCACAUUUACCAUUGUGAUCCGAAGCCUUUGCAAAGCCGGGAUGCUUCGACGAGCUAAAUGUUUAUUCAGCAAUAGCAGUUUUGCUGCCGAUGUUGUAGCCUUCAACACUUUGCUUCAUGAGUUUUACAGGGCACAAGAGUUUAACGAGGUGCGAGCACUUUAUAUAAAGAUGAUCUCUGAAAACAUCAUUCCAAAUAAAUUCACGUAUUGCAUCAUGAUUGAUACUCUUUGUCGAGAAAGACGUUAUAUGGAUGCUAUUGAUUGCUUUCUUAGAUCGUUGAUGAUUGGAUUCUUCCCGGAUCUUGUUAUUCGAUUAAAUAAUUGGUUGGUGAAGGCUGGAAAGCUUAGAGAAAUACUAAACCUUGCUGAAGGACUAUUAUGCAGAGGCUUGGUCAUAGAUGUUUCUGUAUUCAGUGCAUUGAUCAGGGCAUUAUGCAAAGAGGGUUAUUGCAAAAGCAACGAUCUGGACAGAGUUUGUCUAUUACUUGAAAGGAUGUUGGGAAUGAAAUAGCUCAUGUCUUGAUGAUCAUCUUUGGUUAUGGUUUUUCUCAUUGUGUUGAUGUUAGCCAUCAGAAGGUACUUUGUAUGCUUAAUGCAUGCUUUGCUAUCUCUUUCUUAUUCCUUAUUCCUUUUUUUUAGAUGAUUAGUGUCUCUUUUUUGAUA
Molecule: messenger RNA, 1940 nt
Organism: Zingiber officinale
Lineage: Eukaryota; Viridiplantae; Streptophyta; Magnoliopsida; Zingiberales; Zingiberaceae
Product: pentatricopeptide repeat-containing protein At3g22470, mitochondrial-like
Exons: 1
Coding region: 76-1788 (570 amino acids)
Molecular function (GO): protein binding
Source: RefSeq, a predicted model, not a curated record